Molecule: messenger RNA, 3853 nt
Organism: Gossypium raimondii (Peruvian cotton)
Lineage: Eukaryota; Viridiplantae; Streptophyta; Magnoliopsida; Malvales; Malvaceae
Product: serine/threonine-protein kinase Nek5
Exons: 14
Coding region: 363-3527 (1054 amino acids)
Biological process (GO): protein phosphorylation; microtubule-based process
Cellular component (GO): cortical microtubule
Molecular function (GO): ATP binding; protein kinase activity
Source: RefSeq, a predicted model, not a curated record
CCAUAAGCUCCACCUCUCAGCCCACUUUCCCAAAAUAAAUAAUUAACUAAUGAGAGAGUUAAUUAAGCUGUUCCUUUGGUUAACUAUCUUGCUUAGUUACUUAACCGCCUUUCUCUUACUCUACAAAAUUCCUAACUGAAAAAAACAGCUUCAAAUUUGUUCUCCUCUUGUUUCCUGCUAUAGAAUAGAAGUGAAGUGAAGGAGAAAGCUUCAGAGAACUAAAUAGCACUGGAAAAUGGAGGAGAAGAUUUCGAUGUCUUUGAAGAAUCAUGAUUUUCGUUUCUUUAUUUCGUCUUGAUUGCUCUUUUUGUUUGUUAUUUUGAUUUGGAAAAAGAAAAAGAAAAAGUAAAGAGUUAAAAGCAAUGGAGUCUCGAAUGGAUCAUUACGAGAUCAUGGAACAGAUCGGCCGUGGUGCUUUCGGCGCUGCCAUUCUCGUUCACCACAAAUCCGAGAAUAAGAAGUAUGUACUGAAGAAGAUCAGAUUGGCGCGGCAAACGGAGCGUUGCAGGAGAUCGGCACAUCAAGAAAUGGCACUUAUAUCACGAGUCCAGCAUCCUUACAUUGUUGAAUUUAAGGAAGCUUGGGUUGAGAAAGGUUGCUAUGUUUGCAUUGUUACUGGAUACUGUGAAGGUGGAGAUAUUGCUGAAUUGAUGAAAAAAUCUAAUGGGGUCUAUUUCCCCGAGGAGAAACUCUGCAAGUGGUUUGCGCAGCUUCUUCUGGCUGUUGAAUAUCUGCAUUCAAAUUUUGUUUUGCAUCGCGACCUAAAGUGUUCCAAUAUUUUUCUUACCAAAGAUCAAGAUGUCCGCCUUGGGGAUUUUGGACUUGCCAAGACUCUGAAGGCAGAUGAUUUGGCUUCCUCGGUAGUUGGAACUCCCUAUUACAUGUGUCCUGAACUGCUCGCAGAUAUUCCUUAUGGUUUCAAGUCUGAUAUUUGGUCUCUGGGGUGCUGUAUGUAUGAGAUGGCUGCUCAUCGCCCUGCUUUUAAAGCAUUUGACAUGGCAGGGUUGAUAAGCAAGAUAAAUCGUUCCUCUAUUGGCCCUUUGCCUUCUUGUUACUCUCCAUCCUUGAAAACACUUAUCAAGGGCAUGCUAAGAAAGAAUCCAGAGCACCGACCAAGUGCAUCAGAGCUUUUGAAGCACCCUUAUUUGCAGCCAUAUGUUGAUCAGUAUCGUUCAUCCUUCAGCUAUCCUUCAACAAAUUGCUCCUUGGAUAAGCAUAUUUCCACUGGUCGUGAAUCUCGUGAUAAUAGGAAAAAUAUGGCCGAGAGUCAGAGCAGUAAUAGCUCAUGCAGUGAUAAAGAUAGUUUACUUUCAAGUGACAGAAACACUGCCACAAUGGUUUCAAAUAGCAAUAGUAAGGCCACUGACAGAGAUUCAAUUUCUAAUGAUGAAGAAGGAAGCACUGAGCAGCACCUGCCAAGUAAAGAAGAGAAUGGCCCCAUUGUUUCCACAGGCAAACUUGAUGAAAAAGGAAUGACGAAACCUUCUUGUAUGGAACAGGGAUCUAACGUUCAAUCAAAGCAACCAAAAACCAUCAGAAAUAUAAUGAUGGCUUUGAAAGAAGGGAAAGUAAGAGAAAGUGGUUCCCCAAUGAGAGGCAGCCGUACAAAAUCUGCAGGUGGAUUGACUCAAAGAAAUAAUGUAGAGGCAUCACCCAAAGUUCUCAAACCCCCUGCUCCCAGUCCGAGUUCAAAGUCUAAUGCAGAUACACCAACUGUUGCUUCAACAAAAUUGCCAUUAGAUUCUGCAAAAAGGAUACCAGGAUCACACCAUUUGAAGCACCAGUUUCCUUUAAUUGAAUCCUCCCCAAAGGCCAAACCUAGACAUGAAGGGAUUCCUCAGCCUGCGCCUGGGACGCAUGUUGCUGAAGAUGGACUACCUUCUAAGCCUAGGCAAACAACUCCUCCUUCCAAUGUUGCAAGAAGAUCACCUAUUACUGGAAGAAUAAAACAUGCUGAAAGUGAUGUUUCAAAUGGGGCAAGUAACGGACCAAAGUUAGGAUAUAGUGAGAUAAACCAGGAGUGUGAGGUUAUUCCUUGUCAAAUGCUUAAUGGUCGCAUUGCAAAUGCUUCUAGGGGUGUAAAACCAGAGGCUGAGAUAGCUCUAAUGGCAGGUACCAAGGGGGCGCAAACAGAUAGCAACAAUUCUGCCUCAUCUUCAAUCUCAAUUCAAGCAUUUGAGGUAUGUGAUGAUGCGACAGCCCCUUUCAUCGACAUGACAGAACAGGUGCAUGAUCACGAGACAAUCACCGACAUGAAGAGCUUGGAAUCAUUUCCACCACACAGCUCACCUGCUCUGAAAUCAGACAAGCCUGAAGUUCUUUUGAGAGAAAGCUUUGGGUAUGACCAUAAAUCAAUCAUGUCUUCAACUGAAGAGUCUGGUCCAACCAAGGAUCUUUUUCAUUUUAAUUCAGUUGAUGCAAAAGUGAGUCUGAAUGCCCCUGUGGACCUUCCAGGCGCGGUUUCAGAAGAAAUGUAUGUUCAUAAAGAUGAUUCCACUUCAAGCUGGACAAUUAGCAGGCAUGAUGCUUCAUUAAUUCAGACAAGUUAUAUCAACGAUGCUCCUUUAAGCGGAGUAAAUAGAAGGGAUGGUCUCCUUAUAAGCGACACAAGUAGUAGGGGUAACACCUCAAUAAGGAGGCCGAGUAGCGGUGAUGAUCCCCCUAUAAGCAUAUUAAGCAGCUGGAAUGAUACCCCGAUAAGCAGGUCAAGUAGCAGGGAUACCCCUGUAAGGGGGCCAACUAUUGAAGAAGAUUUCCCCAUUAUCAGGUCAAGUAUUAAGGACGAAACUGUGUCAAACGGACCUAGUAGCAGACUUGAUAUGAUGCACCAUUCAAAUCUUUCUUCUGCAUCCAGCAGCGAUGACAAGUUCACUGUGAUGGAACUUGUCUCAUCAGUUGCAGGAAAUAUGCCUUGCAGUUCCCAACCAAUUUCUUCUACCCAAAAGAACACACAGCCAGAGAAAAGAACAAAUGAGCACAACCCAACAAUUGAAAAACCAGCAGUGACCUCUCCUCCGGUUUUCGAUGAUGUUAUACAUGUUAUAAGGCAUAGUAGCUUCCGUGUUGGCAGUGAGCAACCGGGGAUGGAAAAAGCGGAACCGGGUGUGGAUGUUGGGAAUUUCAUAAAUGUAGUGAAAGAUGAAUUGAACAUGAGAAACAUGACUAGUCCAGUGACCCUUAAGUCACCAAGUUCAAAAUCAAUUGUUUCAGGUUAUGACGGUGUUAAGGAAGAAGAUAUUAGGAACUCCAAUUCCUCAUCUCUAGAAUCUGGUUCAACAGAGGUGGUGAAGGAAGAGGAGACAGCAGAAAAAGAAACAUUGGAUGUCAAGUGUGAUAGGCAAAGGGCAGAGGCACUUGAAGGACUUCUAGAAUUGUCUGCAGAGUUACUGCAAAAUAAAAGACUGGAAGAGCUGUCAGUUGUUUUGAAGCCAUUUGGGAAAGACAAGGUGUCCCCAAGGGAGACAGCCAUAUGGUUGGCCAAGAGUAUGAAAGGGAUGAUGAUUGAGGACUGUCGACGGAGUUCAUGAAUCAUUCCUUUUUUUUUUCCCUUUUACAUAUCAAGGUUGGCGGCCGGAUCAAUUGCAAUUAAACGCAUUUAGUGCCUGUUUCAUGAAUUACUGUUCCUGGGUAAGCUUUUAUUGCCUGGUUUAUUCACAUUGAUGUCGUAAAUUGUAAGUGUUGGCUUCUUAAUUAACCAUUCAUAUCUCCUUUCACCAUUCCCCACAUGUAUUUCUGAAAGAACAAAUCAGAUGCUGUGUUUUCACUUCAGUUCUGUAAUUCUUUGAGUGCAUUUUAUUGCUGCUGUUGUUGUACAUAGUUGAAAAUACGAACCAAGUAAACUUCUUCCUAGACA